Molecule: messenger RNA, 2152 nt
Organism: Marasmius oreades (fairy-ring Marasmius)
Lineage: Eukaryota; Fungi; Basidiomycota; Agaricomycetes; Agaricales; Marasmiaceae
Gene: GUF1
Product: Translation factor guf1 mitochondrial, variant 2
Exons: 20
Coding region: 334-2133 (599 amino acids)
Biological process (GO): positive regulation of translation
Cellular component (GO): mitochondrion
Molecular function (GO): mitochondrial ribosome binding; GTPase activity; GTP binding
Source: RefSeq, a predicted model, not a curated record
AGCUCUCACGAAUUCCCACCAAUUGCCUUUCCUCUCUACCACUACGAGCUAAUUGGUAUGUUCCCAAUACACGUGUCUCGCUGAGAAUUAGCUGGAGGUCUACCACGGGCUUCACUGCAAUGCGCGUAGUGUGGCACAUUACCCUCGCUCAGGUUCGGGCAGCUUCUGCAAGAGCAGGGUUGGGACUUUACCCAAGGCGCAGUUUUGGUCAUUCACGCCUCAAUAACGCGCAAAAAGCCUUCGUCAAGACAGAAGAUUAUCCUGUUGAAGUCAUUAGAAAUUUUUCUAUCAUUGCCCACAUUGAUCACGGGAAAUCUACCCUUGCUGACAGGUAUGAAUAUCUCAAACGUUUGUGAUUCACAAUACCGAAAUGUUACUAGAUUACUUGAACUCACUGGGACAAUUGCAAAAAAGGUGUCUGGUAAAAAUGAGCAAGUUCUCGAUAAAUUGAAAGUGGAAAGAGAUCGUGGCAUUACAGUCAAGGCUCAGACUGCAACCAUGAAACACGAACACAAUGGCAAACGACAUUUGUUGAACCUCAUAGAUACACCAGGACAUGUCGAUUUUGCUUGGGAGGUUAGUCGGUCACUCGCUGCUUGCCAGGGUGCACUGUUACUGGUAGAUGCCAGCCAAGGGGUCCAAGCGCAGUCAAUAUCCGUAUUCCAUAUUGCUCGAGAUCGUGGCCUUACUAUCAUCCCCGUGUUGAAUAAGAUCGAUUUACCUGCUGCCCAACCAGAGUUGAUCGCGGCACAGAUGCAGUCUACAUUUGGUAUAAACCCCGAUGACAUUCUCCCUAUCUCUGCAAAAACCGGUAAAGGAGUGGAUGCAGUAUUGCGUGCUGUGGUGGAACGUAUUCCUUCUCCCCCAUCCACUGACAUCAAGUCACCUUUGAAGGCUUUUCUAUUUGACUCCUUAUACGACCGCUACAGAGGUGUUAUAUCUUUAAUCAGUAUACAACAGGGUAUUCUAAGGAAGGGCGACAAGAUUCAAUCAUGCCAUACACGGAAGCGAUAUGAGGUGACAGAGAUAGGAAUCAUGCAUCCUGAGGAGGUCCCUACCAACAGCCUGCACCCGGGACAAGUUGGAUACAUAGCUUGUAAUAUGAAAGAAUCUUCCGAAGCUCACAUCGGCGAUACUUUACACCGCGUAGGAGACGCUGUCGAGCCGAUGCCAGGUUUCAAGUCUUCAAAGGCCAUGGUUUUUGCUGGCGUUUUCCCGGUCAAUAGUAAUGAUUUCCCGAAAUUAGAAGAAUCUAUCAAGAGGCUCACUUUGACGGAUCGAAGUGUCACUGUACAAGGAGAAUCGUCUUCCGCUCUCGGUCAGGGUUCAAGAUUGGGUUUCCUCGGAACUUUACACAUGGACGUGUUCAGGCAGCGACUCGAAGAUGAAUAUGACGCCAACAUCAUAAUUACAGCACCAACAGUCCCUUACAAAGUCAUCUACAAGGAUAACAAGGAAGCAUACAUCAGCAACCCGACAGAGUUUCCCGAUGCGAGUGAUCCCAGUUCUAAAGUCAAAGAGAUACAAGAGCCUAUAGUCAGGGCAUCUAUUAUCGUUCCUGCAGAAUACUUUGGAGAGAUGAUGGACUUGUGUUUCUCGCAUAGAGCGGAGGAGCUUGACCAUCGUUAUUUAGACACAGGCUCGGACUCUUCCUCAUCACGAAUCAUCCUCAAAUGCGUGCUUCCCUUAAGCGAGAUAGUCAUGGACUUCUUUGACCAGCUCAAGAGUCGCAGCUCGGGUUUUGCUAGCUUCGAUUACGAGGACGCUGGAUAUCAACGGAGUGAUCUAUCAAAGAUGUCGUUUCUUCUCAACGGCAAACCAGUCGAUGCGUUAGCAUUGAUUGUACACAAAUCAGCACAGGAAAAUGUAGGCCGUGCUUGGGUUAAGAAACUUCACAAAGUGAUACCCCGACAACUUUUCGAAGUUCCCAUUCAAGCUGCGAUUGGGAAGAAGGUAAUCGCGCGCGAGACGUUGUCUGCGAUGCGAGCAGAUGUCACAGCAGGCUUGUAUGGGGGACACUACGAGCGGAAGAUGAAGCAUCUAGAGAACCAAAAGGAGGGUAAGAAGAGGAUGAAACGCAUCGGAACCGUUGAUCUACCUCAAGAGGCAUUUUUUGAUAUCCUUAGAAAGUAGAUAUGACUCUUGCCCAAAG